GAACCAUCCAAACGAUUCUCACGAAUUCAUUCAAACACUUCUUCGAUCUUGGCUCACAAAACGCUGCUAAUCAUGGACAUAAGAAACCAUAGGUACCGUAGUGAUGUUCUUUGUGAACUUAACACCAUGAGGGAGCGGGCAGAGCUGACUGACGUUGUUCUGGAGGUGGAAGGGAGAAGUUUCCCCUGCCAUCGUGCUGUCCUGGCAUCGUGCAGUCCCUACUUCCGUAGCAUGUUCACCACAGGCUAUGCAGAGGCCAAACAGGAAAGGGUCACUAUUCAGGAAAUGAGCAAGGUAGCCAUGGCAACCCUUCUGGACUACGCCUACACUGGACGCCUUAAGAUGGAGCCAGACCAGGUCCAGGCUGUGAUGUCUGCAGCCAAACUGUUGCAGAUUGCUUUUGUAGAUCGUAGGGCAGCAGAGUACAUGAAGGACCAUCUGGACGUGUCCAACUGUGCAGAUGUGAUGAUGUAUGCUGACAUGCUGGGGGACGUCGGCCUACAGGAGGCCAGUGGGAAGUACAUUGCAUUCAGGUUCAACCAGGUGGUGCUAGAACCAGCCUUUCUCCAGGUGCCACUUCUCCUGCUACAGUCACUGCUCAAUAGGGAAGAUUUAAUUACAGACUCAGAAGACAACAUUGUGCAAGCUGCUCUAAGAUGGGUUGAGUUUGACAAAGAAAAACGCUUGCAGCACCUUCCUGCUCUGUGCAGAUGCUUCCGUCAAUCCUUCAUCAGCUCAAACCAACUUGUGGAACUUGAGAGUAAGUGCCUGCCAACAGACUGCAAGUUGGCUUACAGUGACAUCACAACCCUGCGUCAGGGACAGACACGAACUGAAAUGCAGAUUUUCCCAAGACUAUUAAAAGAAGGUUAUAGUAUCUCGGAUCAGGAUUUCCACCGGGUCGCUCCUUGCUAUGACCCAUCCACAGGUAGACUGCACACAAUGGAUAUUCCUGAGCACCUAGAGAGCAUCUCUGUGACAGCCACUCCUGAUGAUGAGCUGUACCUGGCAGGGUACAUCUGCAGAGGGGUUAGUCAGUACAGCAGACAGACUACAUUUUACCAGUAUAACCACCUGACAAACACCUGGGAACCAAGGUGUGAGAUGAUUUCACCUAGAGCCAGGUGUAGUCUUGUGUAUCUGAAGGGCUACAUCUAUGCCAUUGGUGGUGAUGAAACUAAGGAAACAGUGGAGAGGUAUGACCCAAGUUGUGAUGAGUGGACCUCCGUACCAGCCAUCCCUCAGUCCAUGUCCUCAGAAAUCUGUGCAGUGACUCUUGAUGACAGCAUCUAUGUCAUUAGUAAGGAAGGCUGCUACUGCUUCAGUACCACAGAGAACAAGUGGAGCAAGAUAGCCGACAUGCUUAAACCACCACUGCGUCCUCAGGCCAUCACGUAUCAAGGGAGCAUCUAUUGUGUAGACUCCAACGACGAAAGUGGUGUAGAAGUGUACAACCCUUCAAAUGGUGAGUGGAAGUUGUCCGAGACUACGACUUUUUACUUCGACAUGGCAAUGCUGAUGGAAUAUGGAGAGACUAUGUACCUCCUCACUAUAUAUAGACAUCACAAUCAUCAAGAGCAAUGGAUCUCGCCUACCAUUUACCAGUACCAGCCAGAGACAGAUCAUUGGCAGGAUCUGGAAGUUGAGGCCCUGCUUAUUCCCCCCUUGGAAGAAUGGUUGGAUUCUAGGAGUAGGACGGAUUGCUUGACAACAAGGAUGAUUCCAAUGUGCCUUGGAGAUCCAGAUGCAUACGAUGAACUGGAUAUACUGAGCAGUUCCUCAGAGUCAUCUGGAAGCGGAAUCUCAGAUGACAGUGAUAGUGUGGGUGGCUUAUCAGAUGAAGGGUGACUGAUGACGGUAGCA
Messenger RNA from Branchiostoma floridae (Florida lancelet), 1863 nucleotides. Its product is annotated as kelch repeat and BTB domain-containing protein 8-like. The transcript is spliced from 5 exons. The record is from RefSeq and is a predicted model, not a curated record. The coding region runs from base 73 to 1848 and encodes 591 amino acids. NCBI's taxonomy places the organism in Eukaryota, Metazoa, Chordata, Leptocardii, Amphioxiformes, Branchiostomatidae. Gene Ontology annotation, molecular function: protein binding.